AUGUCAGUGCCACAGAGAGACAUCCUCUUCCACAUCCUCUACAACAACGACAUGAAGACAACAAUGAAGCUCUGCCGGGAAUCUGCACAGAGGCUUGCCAACAUAUUGAAAGACCCGCUCCCCUCCAAAUUGCUCGACAUCGCCAGCAGGAACGAGCACAUGGCGCGGUGUGUGCUGAUCUUGCUGCUCAAUGUUGACAUGGGUCUCAAGGAGACAUUCACAAAGCCCUACGUCAUCGAGGAAGCCGAAGUCACCCUCCAACCCCUCUGCGGAUACAAGGCCCCCGUGUUUUUCAAGGCGAUCGACAGCACUGUGAUCCCAAACUUCCUCCGAGACGAACUCAAGACCACCAUCACCUUCGAGCAGGAGAUCCAGGAGAUGGAGAGAAUCUGCAAUGCUGACCUUCAGCCACUGAUUCUAGACACUAAGGUGGUCCUGUUGAUCGUCGCUUCCUGUACCAGCUUCAACAUCCCCGAGAAGACCAUGAUCUGGGAAACGAUGAUCAAACACCAGGGCACAUGGCAAGAGUUGGUGCUCGAACUGAAGAAGCACGAGGAUGAUGCCCAGUGCUCGGAACUCUGCAAGGACCUCGACGAAAUCCUUCUCUAUCUCGAUAUGUAUCGACAUGGAGUUGACCUGAAGCCUGAGGUUUUCCAGACUAUCUCGGAGCUGAACACCUUCACGAUGCCGUCAAACGGCAAGGUCCCCGUGUGCAUCAUCAAUGCCCUGCACCUCAUGCAACAACAGCAUAGGUACAUGCCUGAGCACAUGGUCCAGGAUCCGACGUACGGUGAUUUCAUCAAGCUCCUCGCACUGGCCAACAACAUCCCCGUGCGCAAGAGCACAAUGAGCAAGGUCCAAGAUGCUGCCUGGAUGGUUGUCACCUUCGUUGUGAAGCACUGUAUCGGAUUCACGAUAUAUGUGUUUGAAAAGUACACCCUCAGACACAUCCUUUGGUAA
Guillardia theta CCMP2712 is the source of this 960-nucleotide messenger RNA. RefSeq lists its product as hypothetical. The record is from RefSeq and is a predicted model, not a curated record. Bases 1 to 960 code for a protein of 319 amino acids. The transcript has 2 exons. Lineage: Eukaryota; Cryptophyceae; Pyrenomonadales; Geminigeraceae.